Cheilinus undulatus (humphead wrasse) is the source of this 1077-nucleotide messenger RNA. It is a transcript of the gene mrps25, whose product is annotated as mitochondrial ribosomal protein S25. The coding region runs from base 80 to 598 and encodes 172 amino acids. Gene Ontology annotation, cellular component: mitochondrion. NCBI's taxonomy places the organism in Eukaryota, Metazoa, Chordata, Actinopteri, Labriformes, Labridae. The transcript is spliced from 4 exons. The record is from RefSeq and is a predicted model, not a curated record. Gene Ontology annotation, molecular function: structural constituent of ribosome.
UGUUGGCCCAGUGAUGCACGGGAGUUGGCGGUGCCGUUUCUGAACUUGAUGAACUUGUUUUAACCUAAGAGCAGCUAAAAUGCCUAUGAAAGGAAGGUUUCCGAUCAGAAGGACUCUUGAAUAUCUCCAGAAGGGCGACAUCAUCUUUAAAAAUCGAGUGAAGAUCAUGACGGUGAAUUAUAACACACAUGGAGAGCUCAGCGAAGGAGCAAGGAAGUUUGUGUUCUUCAAUAUUCCUCAGAUUCAGUAUAAAAACCCUUGGGUCCAAAUCAUGAUGUUCAAAAAUAUGACACCAUCGCCCUUUGUUAAGUUCUACCUGGACGAUGGGGAGCAAGUUCUAGUUGAUGUAGAAGGGAAGGACCAUAAACAAAUUUCACAGCAUGUAAGGAAGAUUUUGGGGAAAUCAGAAGAUGUGUUGCAAGCUGAGGCAGAAGCAAAAAGGCAGGCCUUGAACCCAGCCAACUUUGGGCCAAAAAAGUACUGUCUAAGGGAGUGUAUCUGUGAAGUUGACGGCCAAGUGCCGUGUCCCGGCACUACACCACUGCCCAAAGAGAUGACGGGCAAAUACCGUACACAGAUGGCAGCAUCGCAAGAGUGAGAAGCGCAGGAGGAGAUGUGACUAUUGUACAUAAACUGGACAUUGAUAUGACAUUCUUAAUGUCAUACUUGAUUUUGUAAAGUUGCAUAUUGGGACUACCACACUGCAUUUAUGUGCAUAUACUGUAUGUGCCUAAAUGGACCCGACUAUACAUUGUGCAUAGUGAGUUAAUGGAUUUAAGAAUUGCUAGUUUCUCUUAAGCAACAUGAACCUUCAACACAGGGUUUGUUUGGGUGGGCAAAACUCAACACACACGCCUGUUAAGACAUGAAUGGAGAACCUAAACACCUCCUUAGUGAUCAUAUUUGCAACAUUUAGACACCAGGAUAUACACAGAAAAUCUGACUUUGAAUUCAUUACUUUUUUCAGGCCCACCUUCAUUUUAAGACAGCAUCACAUCUACAAUUUCUGACCCGUUACAAUAGCGACACAGUUUCUUAUGUUUUGUGCUGAUUGUUGAAUAAAAAUGUGACAAUAUA